GAAAAAUAGAGGAGUGAAAUGGAAUAACAAAAUUUGACAUUUUCUUAGAGACAUGCUUAGAAAUUUAAUGGAGCAUUAAUAGAGAUGAUAUCAAUGUCUUUAUUUGCUUAUGGGUAAUAAUAUAUGAGAAUGUAGGAUUGUAUGUUCAAAUGGAAGUGAUGGUAAGAUAGCGUUAGCAUUUUUUGGAUCUUUAGCUUUAUGUGCACCAAUUAGUGGUGGACAUAUAAAUCCCGCUGUAAUUUAAUAAUAAUAAAUAGGUAACAUUAGCAAUGUGGUUGACUAGAUAAAUAUCAACUGGUACUUGUUUAUUAUAUUGGAUUGCUUAACUGAUUGGUGCAUUUGGAGGAGCAUUCUUUUGUUAUAUGAUUUUGGGAUAAAUAAAUAGUCCAAUGGUGACAGAUUUGAAUUUUCAUUGGAUUAUAGCUGAUUUUAGUGGUGAAGCUUUAGGAUCAUUCUCUUUUAUUCUAAUGAUAUUAAUUUAAUGUAAAAAUAUACAAAUACAUAAAAGGUAAUCCUAGAACAACUUUUUCUGAUAAACCAAUAGCUAGUAUUACAUUGAUAGCAUUAUCAUUACAUUUAUCAAGAUGUUAUACUUUUCAUUCUGGAGGUAUAUAACAUUGAUUUUGUAGGUUGCUUAAAUCCUGGAAUGGCAGUGGCUUUAGAAUUAUUUCAAGUUUUGAAAACUAAUGAAGUAGAAAGAUUGAAUUCAAUGUGGGUAUUCAUUGCAGGACCUUUUGCUGGAGCUAUAUUUGCUGUUAUUUUCUUUAAAUUAAUUUAUUCACCAGCAUUUAAUAGAUAUUAUAAAAUUGCAUGA
Molecule: messenger RNA, 814 nt
Organism: Paramecium sonneborni
Lineage: Eukaryota; Ciliophora; Oligohymenophorea; Peniculida; Parameciidae
Source: the annotation of a GenBank genome assembly